UUCCGCACUUGCUGUCUUUCACUCUAACACUCCGCAAAAAGACCAAAAUCAUGCCAUGUGUAUAGCGAAGUGCAGCCCGUUUCAUUACAGCGUUGCGGUGUCAGGGAGGGCUGUCAUCUUUAGAUGACCAUCUAUACGAGCUUAAGAUAAAGGAUUGAAAAACUACAAGUGUAGCGAGUGUGUAGGAGGCAGAUUUAUUAAGAAAGGGUUAGGCUCCUAACAGAAGGCCAUUGGUGUAAACGUUGCAGUGUAAGUGAGCCCUACUCAGAGAGGUAUCCUGGACAUCAGGAGCCAAGGAAUACCACAAAGUCACACCACACAAAGACCUCACAUAAGAGAUUGGACAGGGAAAACCAGAAGCAGGAGGGAACUGAGCAGAAGGCAUUCUUGGGGGCAGAGCCUUCCAAGGUUGCCUGGGAUUGGCGGGCUUAUGUGACCUGGUUUUGAAAGCUCGGGAUUGGUGGGCUUUCUUUGCCCUUUAUCCUACAAUUGGAUCAGAAACAUAGAUUCAUUCUAUAACUAAUAUCCUUUGUCAUACCCAGAUCAGCACAGAGUUCCAGAGUCAGUUGUCCUUGGACUUACUGUUAUUAAAAUCAAAAUGUCCUCCUCAAGGUUAGAUAUGAAUGGGCUCACACCUUCUCAUGUGUCUGAAUGCUUGGUCUCUCUCGGGGAUGCUGUCUGGGGAAGUCAUAAAACCCCAGGACCAUGGAAAGCAGCAGGAGAAAUUGGGUGACGAGAUGCAGUAAGGGCCUGCCAAAAGCACAUAACCAACUACUUCAGAUCCGUCUUUCCAAGUCACUGGUUUCUCCAACUGCCAUCCCUCCCUGUCUCUGAGAGUCUGAAGGAGAGAAUACCUUUCAUCCUUUCAACUACAACUUUUGUGUGUGUGUGUGUGUGUGUGUGUGUGUGUGUUUCUUUAUUUUUCUCCAUCUUUAUUAAAUUGGGUAUUUCUUAUCUACAUUUCAACUGUUAUUCCUUUUCCCAGUUUCCAGGUCAACAUCCCCCUAACCUCCCCUCCCCUUCUAUCUGGGUGUUCCCCUCCCCAUCUUCCCCCCAUUACUGUGCUCCCUCCAACAAUCCUGUUCACUGGGAUUUGUUCACAGCCAUGACAAAAGUUACACAGUCCCUUCCUGUGAAGUCACCAAUAAAUAAAUAAAUAAUAACCCUUUGAGAAGUGAUUAAAAUUUUUUAUUGAAGAUUUUUCAUGGAAGUACACAGUGAACGGAGAUCGUUUUCAUGAGCCCCGUUGCAUUGCAGCUGCUUUUGGCCUGUGCCAGAAAGUUCUCAUUUCAGUUAAGGUUCUACUUACGAUCCACAGCUCUAGUUAGACUAACCAUUACCUCUGGGACUGGCAUGUUACAGACAGCAAUCCCUGUAUCUAUUUCUACUUCAGAAAAUAACAAUAUGUCAUUCUUGUGGCUGAGCCUGGGUGACCCUUCAUGAAUGUUGCCAAUGAGUUUCCAUAUGGAAACUGUGAACAGUCCUGCUGAACUGUGGACCUCGCUGUGAACAUGAAGCAUCAACUUGGUCAUGUAGAACUUUGUGUGCGAUACCGAGGAAUCUCAUCAUUUCAGUACACAUGGUUAUUCAUUAAGGACAUUGGCUUGUACUCUCUCUGUCUCUGUAUUUGUGUCUGUGUCUCUGUGUCUGUGUCUCUGUCUCUCUCCCAGAGUGUGUAUGUGUGUUGUUGUUGUUGUUGUUGUUGCUGCUGCUGCUGCUGCUGAUUCUGCUGCUGCUGCUGCUGCUGCUACGGUUUUCACACCAGGGUAAUACUGGCUUUAUAGACCAAGUUUGGAAUGAGCUUUUCUUGUCUCUUUGGAGAAGCAGCUUGAAGAUCAUCAGUCUCCACUCUAAGGCCAGUAGAUCAUCUCGUGGUGAUCCCAUUCCCCACCUGUUACAGUGGUGGACUUGGAGAAGGAAAUCCCAUGCAUGGAUUUCUGCGAUGCAAAUUUACCACCAGCAUCCAGACAAACUGGUUCCAGGCUGUCCAUAUCUACCAUUGUGGACUCUAUGUGUUGUUUAGGCCAAAAGGCCGAAGAAACUCUGGGACUCAUAGGAGCAAAUAGGCUUCAUGAUGUCCUGACAAAAAAUAAUAUGUUCAACAGGAAAAAAAUUGUUGGGAACAUCCUUGGAGAAAUAAGGCAUGUUCCAAAGAUUUGUUCUGCCAAGAGUCCUGCAGGUCCUGACAACCUCGCUUCCGCCCUUUGGAGGAGAGAGAGUGAUCCUGCCUUGUCCAUGUCCGUGGCAUCUGACACCCACAAAUGGCAAGGGGAGAGCUCCUCUAGGUGCUUCUCUCCAGAUUUAGACGAGAUGCUGGAGAUCAGCUGGCUGUGGAAGUCUGCCCAACAGUGCUAUGCUGAGGAGGCCUACAACAGCCACAAAAAUUCUGAGGAGGCAGAGAGCACUGUCUCAUUGAGUGACUCCUCUGAGGAUGACCUGUCCUACCUGGAGGAUAUCAUUCCCGACUCUAACUCGGACUCACAGCACGCUGGUGUGGGGGUAGGGACCAAGAAGACCAACAGUACCAUCGGGAUCAGUUACACAUCCCUCAAUGCUGUAUUGUUCCUUGAAGACACCAACUGCAAACAGAUCCCAGAACCUCAAGAUGAUACCAAGGUUACCAACCGCAUCGGUGUAUCCAGUGACGUGAGUGAAACUGACCUACAGUUCAGUGAGAGAAUACAUGAUACUACAUACUCCGUGAUUUCUGCCCAGAGUAGGAACACUAAAUAUGAAGAUGACAAUGGCAUAACCCUAGAGGAGUCACCAUCUCUAUCUAGCAAGGACCAGUUCUGGGAGGUGCCCAAAGACCCCAUAAAGAAGCAAAGAAGGCAGAUUAGUCAGUUCUUUUACAGUUUAUUCUGUUGCCUCCCCACCCCGAAGAAAAGAGAGACAACCUCCAGGGCUGAAGAUCAUGCCUGGGUCUGUGAUUCUUAAGCCCUGGAUUUCCGUUCAGCCUGGUAUGGUCCACCAGCUACAGAAGGGAGCCAGGCCAGAACAGGAUAGAGCUUUGUACCGCAAGACCUGUUGUUACCUGUCAGACACCUACAGCCUGGGCACGAGCUCUCUACCCUCCUCUCCUCUCCCUGCAGUGUAGACUAUUGGCUGCCUACUUCUUAACUUACGGUGCCCCAGCACUGAGGCUGGACAGAGCGGUCGAUCACUUGUUAUGAAGAGACAGCUGUCCAGAUGCAGCGAACCUCGGGAGAGGAUUUUGUGUUUCCCAUGAUAGCUCAUCACCUAAUUUUGAUCCUUAUCAAUGACCAGAUGCAAUGAACUGCAUGUACUCGGUAACCCAUGAGAUAUGUCUCUUCAAAAGUAAGCAUGUGGCUUGAAUCUGCAAAGAAGACCGGGGAAACUACCCUCAGCUGCAUUUGUGGGACCGCCAUAGAACAUCAUCUCUCAGCUCCAUGGGGGAGCCUGCCCCACAAUGACCCGGUACUGUGGAUCCUGUGGAUUGGUUUCUUUCGUGGUGUUGUCACAUCAAGACUAUGAACCUGGAGCAGUGUUAUGCUCUCCGUAGUUGAAACAAGAUUCCUCAGGCCUCACAUGGAAAGUCCUUCAUUUUUAUUAAACGCUCACAUCAUUUUCUUUUA
Rattus norvegicus (Norway rat) is the source of this 3596-nucleotide messenger RNA. RefSeq lists its product as hypothetical. The record is from RefSeq and is a predicted model, not a curated record. Lineage: Eukaryota; Metazoa; Chordata; Mammalia; Rodentia; Muridae.